Messenger RNA from Sorex araneus (European shrew), 2438 nucleotides. It is a transcript of the gene UBXN6, whose product is annotated as UBX domain protein 6. NCBI's taxonomy places the organism in Eukaryota, Metazoa, Chordata, Mammalia, Eulipotyphla, Soricidae. Gene Ontology annotation, cellular component: cytoplasm. Gene Ontology annotation, molecular function: protein binding. Bases 829 to 2148 code for a protein of 439 amino acids. The transcript has 11 exons. The record is from RefSeq and is a predicted model, not a curated record.
GGGCUGGUACAGAGUCACCUCAAUAUUAAAGGAUAAUCAUAAAACAUUCACUUACUUUACUCGGUACAUACAACAGAGCAAUAUUAAAGGGCGAAAUAACAUUUGCUGUAUGUGGGACCCCCUAGAUUUCAUCCCCAGAAUUAGGGGGGGGGGGAAAUGUGCCCUUUUUGGUGAGUUUUCGAACUGCGUCAACAUCCAUCCUGUCUAUCUCUGGAGGCGUCUGCUAUUCUUAGCUGCUGGACACUAAGGUACCGCGGGGUUUCUUGGCCUCUGCACGGGAUUGAUUCUUCCUUAAAUGCAGCCAACACUCUCAGGAUCAGAUCUCCUUAAAAUUUCAGUCACCUCCGAGGAUCCUCCAUUAUCCGCGGGCUACGUCGGCGCUUAACGGGUGUGUGUGGGGAUCCCAUCGAAUCACUGAAUUGGGGUUUGAUCACGUAACAGCUGAGGAGUCCCGGGAGGUUCUGGAGCCGGGCACCAUCCGUGGCCUGGUUCCUCGCUCUCAGAUGAUCCCCGCAGGGAACGCGGUGGAAGACUCACCGGCGGGAGUCUGGCAAGCGAUGCGCCUUCGUCGCCCCUGGCAACGGAGUCCGGAAGAACCACAGAGACGUGGAGUCGAGUGGACAGAGGGGCCGCCCGGCCGGCCCGCGAAGCGCCGCCGAGCGCUAGAGAGGCGCGCUGGGCCGAUUGUCACGUGCGCUGCCGCGCGGAGGCGGAACUUCCGGAGGCCCGGUAUUUUCUUUCCGGUUAUCGGCUCCGGCCGGCCCCUCCCCGAUCGGGCCCCGUGCCCCCCACCCCCGCGGCCCUCCGCCGCCGGGCCCCGCCGCCACUAUGAAGAAAUUCUUCCAGGAGAUCAAGGCUGACAUCAAAUUCAAGAGCGCGGGGCCGGGUCAGAAGCUCGCGGAGUCGGCGGACAAGUCCCCCAAAGAGAAGCCGAGCCAGCCAGCCCUCAGGCAGCCCCGCCAGGGCCCCACGGAUGAGGCACAGAUGGCGGCCGCCGCCGCCCUGGCCCGGCUGGAGCAGAAGCAGCCCAAGGUCCGGGGGCCCACCUCCCAGGACUCCAUCCGGAACCAGGUGCGCAAGGAGCUUCUGGCUGAGGCCGCCAUCAGCGCGAACCCGGAGAGCCCAGGCCCCCAUGUGGUGUCAGAACCCAAGGAGGAAGGCUCUGACCCUCUGGCAGUGUCUGGGGUCUACUUCACCUGCCCACUCACAGGGGCCAUCCUGAGGAAGGACCAGCGGGAGGCCUGCAUCAAGGAGGCCAUUCUCUCGCACUUUGCCACCGACCCAGUGGCCGCCUCCAUCAUGAAGAUCCAUACGUUCAACAAGGACCGGGACCGGGUGAAGCUGGGCGUGGACACCAUCGCUAAGUACCUGGACAAUAUCCACCUGCACCCCGAGGAGGAGAAGUACCGCAAGAUCAAGCUGCAGAACAAAGUGUUCCAGGAGCGCAUUAACUGCUUGGAAGGGACACACGAAUUUUUUGAGGCCAUCGGCUUCCAGAAGGCCCUGCUCCCAGUCCCCGACCAGGAUGGCCAGGAGGAGUUCUACGUGCUGAGUGAGGAGGCGCUGGCGCAGAGCCUGGAGCAACGCAAGGAGCAGCUGCUGCGUGGGGAGCCGGUGCGCGCCCAGCUGGCCCGGCAGCGCCGCCUCUUCCGGCCGUCGCCGCUGGCUGCACACUUCCACCUGCCCGGGGACUUCUUUAACCUCACAGCUGAGGAGGUCCGGCGGGAGCAGCGGCUCAGGUCGGAGGCAGUGGAGCGGCUGAGCGUGCUUCGUACCAAGGCCAUGCGGGAGAAGGAGGAACAGCGGGAGAUGCGCAAGUACACGUACACGCUGCUGCGCGUGCGCUUCCCGGAUGGCUGCGUGCUCCAGGGGACUUUCUACGCACGGGAGCGGGUGGGGGCCCUGUUCAGCUUCGUGCGGGAGGCUCUGCAGAGCGACUGGCUGCCCUUUGAGCUGCUGGCGUCAGGCGGCCAGAAGCUGUCAGAGGACGAGAACCUGCCCUUCACCGAGUGUGGGCUGGUGCCGUCGGCCUUGCUGACCUUCUCGUGGGACGCAGCCGUGCUGGAGGACCUCAAGGCGGCGGGGGCACAGCCGGACCCCUCCAUCCUAAAACCUGAGCUGCUGUCGACCAUGGAGCAGCUGGCGUGAAUAAACAGGGUUGCCUCCCGCCUUGUGUGUGUGUGCUCCCCACUGCUGCGUGGGGACUCCAAGGGGGCCAGGGCCCCGGGUCAGAGAGCUGGGCCUUGGCUGGCAGCAGCUUGGAACCCCUUAAGUACACUAAGCCGGGUUAAGCGCCAUGUGGGGCGCUGGCCUGUGGCUCAGGGAGCUGGGAAGGGGGACCGGCGGUCCGGCUGCCCCUGGGGGUGCUAGGUCUGUGACAGAGGGCACAGUAGUUCUGUAAUCUUUAAAUUAUCAGAAUAAAUAGGAUAUUUGACUAA